GAGUUAAGGCGCACCCUCAACAAUCAACCAACCCUUUAUCUCGCUUUUGUUAACCUCUAAAAUACGUCAGCUUAUUAUGCAAUACCGAUGAACCGAUCAUCUCUUCAUAUUUCCUGGAGCUCUACAACUGUGCCAAGUGUAGAAGUAUCGGAUUAUAAGGGCUUCGUUGUGCCAGGAAUAUAGGUUCGUCGAAUUGGCCUCGCGAGUGUGCUGUCUGCGUGCAAAACGUGCCCGUGACUAUACAGUGUCAUCCCGUGAUUCAAGUUGGUUAUAGCCAUUAAUUGAGGCUUCUGCUUUUUUCCUUAACGUGAUAUAGAUAAUAACUCCGAAACAUGUGUUGCUAUUUUGACGCGUCCGAGUUAUAUGCUGCUCGUUAUGAACGAUGUAAUUUUGGUAUGCAGCUUUAUCGCAUAUUGUCACACGAUAUAUGAUAUACUAAAUAUAUACAUUUCAACUGGAUGAAAGUGAAAGGCUGCACAGCCAAGGUAGUUUAACAUGAUCUUGACCCUACAAUCAAUCAAGUUUAGUCAUAAAAUAUGUAUAUCCAGUUCCAAACUAAUAUCAGUGACUCAUUUUGCAAGUGUUGCACAACCAAAAUUAAAGCCCAAACCAGAAAAAUUCAAAGAACCUCCAUGUGUCACUGUCAGCGAAAGAAGCAAACUACGUUCCAUCGUCAUAGAUUCAAAAACUCUUGUUCCUCCUGACACAGAUUAUGGUUAUCUUGAAACUAAAGAUAUUAUCUAUAACAAAAAUAAAGCAGGAACUAUGCAUAAAUGGAAAUGGGGAGAGAUAGAAGUCAAUCCAACAAAACUCCAUAAGUAUUGUCUUAUGUUGUCAAAAAUAAGAUUAACUUCUUUAGUAGUCAUCACUGCUAUGGGUGGUUAUGCUAUUGCGCCAGGAGCAUUUGAACUCUACAGCUUUCUGGCAUGUUCAGCUGGAACUGGUUUAGUUUCAGCAGCUGCAAAUGCUAUUAAUCAAUCCAUGGAAGUUCCUUAUGAUGCUCAAAUGGCACGAACCAAAAAUAGAGUUCUAGUCCGUGGUUUGUUAGCUCCAGGGCAUGCUAUUACGUUUGCUGCAAUAUCCGGUAUGGCGGGAAUAGCGUUGCUGGCACAAGUCAAUACUUUAACAGCAAUAUUAGGAGGUGCCAAUUUCCUUUUAUAUACAUCAAUAUACACCCCCAUGAAACGCAUUAGUAUUCUAAAUACGUGGGUCGGUUCUAUCGUUGGGGCAGUACCUCCCUUGAUGGGAUGGGCAGGUUGCGUUGGUAGUAUAGCCGAUCCUGGUGCAUGGAUAAUGUCUGGAAUAUUAUUCGCGUGGCAAUUCCCUCAUUUCAAUGCUCUGUCGUGGAACCUGAGGCCAGAUUAUACAAAAGCUGGAUACAGAAUGAUGGCAGUCAGCAAUCCUGAUCUCUGCCGACGAACAUCAUUCCGUUACACAGUUGUACUCACGGCGCUUUCGUACUUGGCACCUGUUUUAGAUGUGACACAUUGGUGGUUCGCCCUUGCAUCUACUCCUUUGAAUGCGUACUUUCUGUAUCUAGCAUGGGAGUUCAACAAAGAAGGUGACGCUAAGACAUCGCGACGAUUGUUUCGAUUUUCAUUGAUACAUUUGCCAAUUUUAAUGACGUUAAUGCUUAUAAGUAAGAAAUACUGGUUUCUAAAAUCCGAUAAAAAGGAAAAUUCACAAUUGACUGAAGUUGAAGGAAAAACUAAUCUUGUUGAAACGAUAUCAAGAGUUCUACAACCGACGUCAGCUUGAAUAAAUGAUUCGAGGCUGAUGCAAAUUUGCGAAACUGACGUAGAUUCGCAAAUUGUACACAUUUGUAAAAUAUUAGUCGAGAAGACUUUGUAAAAUACGAUAUUGUAAUAUAAAGAAACGAAAAUGCGAAUUUGUUGCAGUGAUAACAAUAAAG
Messenger RNA from Phymastichus coffea, 1912 nucleotides. RefSeq names its product protoheme IX farnesyltransferase, mitochondrial (gene Cox10). Gene Ontology annotation, molecular function: protoheme IX farnesyltransferase activity. Gene Ontology annotation, cellular component: mitochondrion; membrane. The transcript has 7 exons. Lineage: Eukaryota; Metazoa; Arthropoda; Insecta; Hymenoptera; Eulophidae. The coding region runs from base 496 to 1758 and encodes 420 amino acids. Gene Ontology annotation, biological process: heme biosynthetic process. The record is from RefSeq and is a predicted model, not a curated record.